Alternaria ethzedia is the source of this 684-nucleotide messenger RNA. RefSeq lists its product as uncharacterized. Gene Ontology annotation, cellular component: cytosol. The transcript is spliced from 2 exons. Gene Ontology annotation, molecular function: hydrolase activity, hydrolyzing N-glycosyl compounds. The record is from RefSeq and is a predicted model, not a curated record. Gene Ontology annotation, biological process: cytokinin biosynthetic process. NCBI's taxonomy places the organism in Eukaryota, Fungi, Ascomycota, Dothideomycetes, Pleosporales, Pleosporaceae. Bases 1 to 684 code for a protein of 227 amino acids.
AUGGCGGAAAACAACGCAACAGCUAGCAAUGGCUCUGCCAAGCAGCCCGUGGUUGCCGUAUUCUGCGGCGCUUCCAGUGGCACAUCGCCAGUCCACAUGGAGGCAGCGAGGCAACUUGCGCAUGCUCUCCACAAGGCCAACACCAAGGUCGUGUACGGCGGCGGCACUGUCGGCCUCAUGGGCGAGGUAGCACGAACCCUCGUCUCGCUGUCGGGCCCCGACUCGGUCCACGGCAUCAUCCCCGGCGCCCUCACUCAACUCGAGCAGCACAACGACCUUGCCAACCCUAACGGCCACUCUAUCGACGCAGACAAAUAUGGACGCACUACUGUUGUCAAGGACAUGCACACUCGAAAGCAGAUGAUGGCUCAGGAAGUUGUCAAGGGUGGGCCAGGCGGCGGCUUCGUUGCUCUACCUGGUGGCUACGGAACAUUUGAGGAACUGAUGGAGAUUACCACCUGGAACCAGCUAGGCAUCCACGACAUGCCUGUCAUCGUGUACAACGUGGACGGCUAUUGGAGUGGUCUCAUUGAGUGGGUCAAGAACGCUGUGACCAGCGGUUUCGUUGCGCCUACCAAUGCUGGCAUCAUCUCUGAGGCUCUUAGCGCCGACGAAGUGAUAACACAUCUGAAGGAGUAUCAGAGUGCGCCUGGACGCUUCAACUUGACCUGGGAGGAGCAGUAA